Molecule: messenger RNA, 789 nt
Organism: Phlebotomus argentipes
Lineage: Eukaryota; Metazoa; Arthropoda; Insecta; Diptera; Psychodidae
Gene: RpL10
Product: large ribosomal subunit protein uL16
Exons: 4
Coding region: 87-746 (219 amino acids)
Biological process (GO): ribosomal large subunit assembly; translation
Cellular component (GO): cytosolic large ribosomal subunit; ribosome
Molecular function (GO): structural constituent of ribosome
Source: RefSeq, a predicted model, not a curated record
GACUUGCGAUUUCCGGCUGUCAAGAAAUUCACCACGAGUCACUUGCACUUCCUUUCUGGCUGAAACGUGGUGACGAAGACGCCAAAAUGGGUCGUCGUCCAGCUAGAUGUUAUCGCUAUUGCAAGAACAAGCCGUACCCCAAGUCGCGGUUCUGCCGCGGUGUGCCUGACCCGAAGAUCCGUAUCUUCGAUCUGGGCAGGAAGAAGGCCACAGUCGAGGACUUCCCGCUCUGUGUCCACUUGGUGUCCGACGAGUACGAGCAGCUGAGUUCUGAGGCUCUGGAAGCGGGCCGAAUCUGCUGCAACAAGUAUCUCGUGAAGCACUGCGGCAAGGAUCAGUUCCACAUCCGCAUGCGAUUGCAUCCCUUCCAUGUCAUUCGCAUCAAUAAGAUGUUGUCGUGCGCUGGAGCUGAUAGGCUCCAGACGGGAAUGCGAGGUGCUUUCGGCAAGCCACAAGGCACUGUAGCGCGUGUGGACAUUGGGAAGCCCAUUAUGUCUGUGCGCUCCAGCGAUCGUUUCAAGGGUGCCGUGGUGGAGGCUCUGCGCCGCGCCAAGUUCAAGUUCCCCGGGCGUCAGAAGAUCUUUGUGUCCAAGAAGUGGGGCUUCACCAAGUACGAUCGCGAUGUGUACGAGGAAAUGAGGGACAGCGGUCGUCUGGCCCCCGAUGGUUGCAACGUGAAGUACCGCCCCGAUCAUGGGCCUCUGUUCCACUGGGAGAAGGUGCAGAAGGACAUGCACGAGGCAUAAGAGAUGAGCAGGGAUUUUAUUGAAAUAAAAUCGGCCCCUGAAA